GAUUAGACACACGCAGUUUGCUUUACGUAAUCAUGUCUGCGUGCCUGUGAUAUAGUGACAGACUGAUACUGUGAUUAAACCCGGACGUUGAGUGUUUGAACUUGAUAAGCUUCUAGAUAUUGUUUGUCUCAUCAAUGGCCGUAUCGACGUUGAAUAUGACGCCAUACUUCACAGGAUACUCCUUCCAAGGGCAAGGACGUAUGAAUCAGUUAGGAGGAGUGUUCAUCAACGGUCGUCCUCUGCCGAACCACAUUAGACUGAAGAUCGUGGAGAUGGCGGCGGCGGGAGUGAGGCCUUGCGUCAUAUCGCGCCAGCUUCGGGUCUCCCACGGCUGCGUCUCCAAGAUACUCAACAGAUACCAGGAGACUGGUUCCAUCCGCCCUGGUGUUAUCGGAGGAUCCAAACCCAGAGUUGCGACGCCUGAAGUAGAGAAUCGGAUAGAAGAGCUCAAGAGACAAAACCCAGGUAUAUUUUCCUGGGAAAUUAGAGAUAAACUUAUAAAAGAAGGCAUUUGUGAUAAAAACACUGCGCCGUCAGUCAGUUCUAUUUCGAGGCUAAUUCGAGGAGGCAAAAGGGACGAAUCAGAUCCUAGAAGAAACCACAGUAUUGAUGGUAUUCUAGGCCCAUCAUCGUGUGAAGAUUCUGACACGGAAUCUGAACCAGGCAUCACUUUAAAGAGAAAACAGCGAAGAUCUAGAACUACCUUCUCUGGUGAUCAACUCGAGGCGCUGGAGCGAGCCUUUACAAGAACUCAGUAUCCCGACGUGUAUACUAGAGAAGAACUGGCACAAAAAACUAAGCUUACUGAAGCCAGAGUUCAGGUAUGGUUUUCCAACCGAAGAGCACGAUUGCGGAAGCAACUAAACUCUCAACAAUUAAGCGCUUUCAAUACUAUGUCCUUACAGUCCGCCUUUCCUCCUGUUCAUCAACAGUAUGAGCCUCCCUCAACAUUUAAUGCUCAAUGCGCUUCUUGGCAACAGUCUUAUUCGUCAUUAGGAUCGAGUUCGGUACUAAACUCAGCUUUAGCCCCUUCUCUGCAUCAAUCUGCGCUCACGGCGCCUUCGGUUUGCCAAUCAGCUAUUGCUGCUUCAUCUUUACACCCUCCCACGUCCAGUUCAUUUUCUUCAGGCAAUCUAACACCGCUGUCGUCGGAAAUUCCUACUUCCUCACAAACGUCCGCUGAUGUUACUCCACCUAGCUCCAGUCCCGCGGCGGCAAGCCCUCCAUCUGUACCAAAUCAAAGCAGUGGCUUAACCUACCAACAUCCUACGUAUCAAAAUGCAAACGACGUGCCUCAUCCUUAUGGCUAUGGGGAUUACGCGAAACAAGAACACAUGUCAGCUCAUAAUCAUUGGACUUCGAGACAACUCGGCAGUCAUACUCAGAACAAACUAGCUGAAGUCAGCGCAUGGCCAGAAAAUUAUAGUUCAUUUUUUGGUACUAACGCUUCUCACUAUGGUUCACACGCACACUCACCUACAGAAGCCAAAUCUGGAUAUCCUUACAUUGGACAACUUGGAGGCAUGGAUAUGGGAAGAGUUCAUUGAUUUAUGUAUCUUUAAAACAAGCGUUUGUAUACAUAUAUUGAUGUUUAAUUCAUAUGAAAUAAUUAAUAAUACUUCGAUCUGUAUAAGUAUUAGUGUUCAAGACAU
Messenger RNA from Zerene cesonia (dogface butterfly), 1652 nucleotides. It is a transcript of the gene gsb, whose product is annotated as protein gooseberry. NCBI's taxonomy places the organism in Eukaryota, Metazoa, Arthropoda, Insecta, Lepidoptera, Pieridae. Bases 135 to 1547 code for a protein of 470 amino acids. Gene Ontology annotation, molecular function: DNA-binding transcription factor activity, RNA polymerase II-specific; RNA polymerase II cis-regulatory region sequence-specific DNA binding. The record is from RefSeq and is a predicted model, not a curated record. Gene Ontology annotation, biological process: regulation of transcription by RNA polymerase II; anatomical structure development. The transcript has 6 exons.